Molecule: messenger RNA, 1708 nt
Organism: Pimephales promelas (fathead minnow)
Lineage: Eukaryota; Metazoa; Chordata; Actinopteri; Cypriniformes; Leuciscidae
Gene: lhfpl2b
Product: LHFPL tetraspan subfamily member 2b
Cellular component (GO): membrane
Source: RefSeq, a predicted model, not a curated record
GAGCUGUGCUCUCAGUCUCUACCUAUAGGCGCAUUCCGAGCAAUAAAAACUUCCCGAGGGGCUGCAGUAAAGGAGGCGGUGUAGAAACAAUGAGAAAGUAGCUGAAUUGGGCAAAAACUGAAAUUAAUUUGAGACAAACACCAAACUUGGAUCCGUGAACUUUAAACAACGGAAUAUUGUAUUAUUUUCCAUGUAUCCCAGUCUCCAGAGGUCUGAUUGUGAAGCCGCAUGUUACUUUCUGCUGUGGUUCUUCCCUUCCCUUCUGGCUCGUGUCGUGUAGCGUCAGAACAGUAGAGAUCCGCCAACAUCAGGAAGUUAAAGACUGAUCAGUGAACUGCCCGUUAAUUCACCAAUGUUAUGAUUUGUUAAUUCUGUGUUAGUACAUGGACACUUUCCAGAUGGUUCAAGAAGUUGCAGUUCGAAGAGAUAUGGGGCUGAUUUAGUUGUGAUGAUAACACCAAUGGCUCUUCACUGACGUGCUGCUUGACCUCAACAGAGAAGAAAGCGUUUUCUCUCAAGUGCCGGCAUCAAGGUUCUGCAGAAUGUGUCACGUCAUAGUCACAUGCCGCUCUAUGUUAUGGACCUUGAUGAGCAUUGUGGUGGCAUUUGCCGAGCUGGUGGCAUUUAUGAGCGCUGAAUGGCUUGUGGGAAAUCCAGAUGGUUCUGAAUUCAACUUCACCAUCACCGCUUCCCAACGCAGCGACCAGCGCACCCUGGGUAUUUAUAACCGCUGCAUCAAGAUGGCACAGCAGAAGGUGGUCCAGUGUGGGCCGUACGCCACAGACUUUAUGGAAAUAGCCAGUGGCUUCUGGCAGGCAACUGUUAUAUUUCUAGUCAUCGGAAUCUUUCUCCUGUCUGUUGUGGGCAUCCUUUCGGUUUUCAGCAUGUGCUUCCAGAGUAUCUUGAAGAAGAGCAUAUUCAAUGUGUGUGGCCUGCUUCAGGGAAUAGCAGGUCUAUUCCUCAUUCUAGGUCUGAUGCUCUAUCCUGCAGGCUGGGGCUCUAAGAAGGUGGUUGACUACUGUGGCCAGGAUGCGUCGCCAUACAAAGUGGGCUUGUGUUCUCUGGGCUGGGCCUUCUACACAGCCAUAGGAGGCACUGUUCUCACUUUUCUCUGUGCCAUGUUUUCAGCCCAGGCUGAGAUUGCCACCUCCAACGACAAGGUGCAGGAUGAGAUUGAAGAGGGACGCAGUCUCAUUUGUGUGCUGUGAGCCCAAACACCACAAAUGAAAGAGAAACAUCUGUUUUCCAUGUUUUCUGCUUUAAAUGACUGUUGCAUAAAUGGGAAUGUAGUUCAGACCCUUCUGUCGGUCUCCUGAACAAAGACUUUACAAAUGUAUUUGCUUUUGCUUUCUUACUCUUAUCCCAACCUAUCGCUAUAUCGCCAUUGCAAAAUAUACAAAUCGUUAACUUAAUUAUUCCUAGGGAAAAUAACUAAACUAAAACUUUUUAAACUAACAAAUGCCUUUUUUAACAUUGUGUUUAAGCAAAUGCAUUUUAUCAGUAUUUUGAUUGUUACUCAAUUUUACAUGGGAAUUUAUUUUUUAUUUUUUAUAAUGGAUGGAACAAUGCUGUAAGCAAUUUUGUUUAUGGAAUGACAUACUGAAAAUAAUUGUAGUCUCUUAAAGAUAUCUGAAAUAAUAACUGCCCUGUAUCUGUGAUCUCUUUAAACUGUAAAAUAAAAAUGGAUUCUUUGUUUAGCCAAUCAGAA